Molecule: messenger RNA, 3114 nt
Organism: Elgaria multicarinata webbii
Lineage: Eukaryota; Metazoa; Chordata; Lepidosauria; Squamata; Anguidae
Gene: PHLDB3
Product: pleckstrin homology like domain family B member 3
Exons: 16
Coding region: 169-2133 (654 amino acids)
Source: RefSeq, a predicted model, not a curated record
UGCGUUCUUUUCCACUGGGAUUGAUUUAAGACCCCACCCCAGAGACAAAUCCCCCCUCCUCCCACACCAACCCCAAAGGAAUUGGGAGACCUUCUUUUGGACCACCGCGCAGGAGGGACAAGGCCAGGAGGACAUUGGAAAGACGCCAUUACCAUGUUCCCUUGAGCAAUGGUGCGCCAGAACACCGAAGCCAUGGGGGUGCUUAGCCAGUCAGAGUGCUGCCCUUAUCCAGACGCUUUGGGGAAAGACCACCUAGAAGAUGUGCCAAAGUGCCACCAGUCAACAGACAAAGAGGGAUUCCCCUCCCAGAGCAGUACGGAAGGUGACUCCCUUUCCUCUGAAGGCGGCUCUAGUCCAAGAGGCAUCUCCAGCGACUGUACGGAGGACGAUGAAGCCAGCAGCACGGAGAGUGCCCAGAAUGGGUAUGAGAGUCUCUGGACAGGGCGGAACGGGUGUCACAUGAAAAGGGAGCUGCAACGACAGCAUCAUGCUGUGAGCAAGAUCUCGGCUCUUGAAAAUCGGAUCAAGGAGCUGCAUCACCGGAAGAAGGAGCUGAGCAUCGAGAUGGACUUGGAAGGAGCCUUGUUGGAAGGAGAACUGAAAGGAGAGAGGCAGGAGCUGAGGCGGGAAGAGGAGCGGCUGCUGGAGCUGCAGAGGCGGCUUGUUGAAACGGAGCGCAGGUGCCACGCCGAAAGGGAGAAGGAGAAGGUGCGGCUGCAACAGGAGCGUCACAAGGUAGAGGAGCUGCAGCGGCAACAUGCUGAAUCUCAGAUUCAUCUAGACAAUCAGCCUGAAUCUAUGCGGGAGCGAAUGCAGAGCCAGCUACAAGAGACAUCUGAGAUGCUAGAAGGAGCUUUGAGAUGCUAUGAAGAUCUAGAGUUCCAGCAGCUGGAGCGAGAGAGCCGGUUGGAGGAGGAGAAGGAGGCAGCCUGCCAGGCUCUGGCCGAAGAGAUCACUAAGGUGCAGAACAGCAUCAACCAGAGGAGGAGGACGGUGCAGAGGCUGGAAGGACAGGCCCGUCUGACAAAAGAACAAAUGGUAGACGAGUGCCAGCGAUUUGCACAGGAGAAGGGCGAGGCUGUCAGGAACCUCAACGCGGAGAAAAAUCGCCUAAUGGAUGUGGGCCAGGAGUAUUUGGAGCAGAGUGGGGAGGACUCUCCAGAAAAUAAACAGAAUGUCACUCAGCUCACUUUCACCCAAAAGACGGAUCGGAAGGUCAUUGUGUUGGGCUCCGACCAGUCCGACUCAUCUUCCUGUGUCUUCUCCGUCCGCAGUUCUGUCAAGGGUUCAAUAGGACUGCAGAGGACUGCAAGUCUGCCCCGCAGGCGUGGGGAUCGCCUCCCGCCUAGGACUGCACAGCGGCCCCUCUCAAUGCAUGGUGCUCUGGACCCCAGCGUACUGGCAGCGCAGCUCUCUGGUGGGAGCAAUGGGCACUACCUGGGCAGUCCGAACCUGCAAUUUUCACGUCUCAAUAACCCACUCUACCAGCUGCUGGGUGGCCAAGGGGCUGCGGGGCAGCUAGGAGGAACCACUCAAGGAGCCUACAGCCUCGGGAACUGCGUCACUAAGUUGGCUGAGAUGGAGCGGAGAGUGCGGGAGGCCAUGGCCGAGAGAGAACGGCUGCUGCAGGAAAGGGAGGCCAAGAAAGCAGCGGAAGAGACGAGACGCAUGGAGUUGCCCCCAUCAACCAAGAACCCCAACUCAGUGGAAAUCCAGGAGCCAAAACCAGCUGUAUUCGACCUUCGCAAACACCUGGAGGCAUCAGGACACAGCGUGGACAUCUGCCCGCAUGUGCGGGUAACCAGCAAGUCCUGCAAAGGCUACUUGGUCAAGAUGGGUGGCAGGAUCAAGACGUGGAAGAAACGCUGGUUCACCUUCGAUCGCCAGAAACGUGUCCUGGCAUAUUAUGCAGACAAGGAGGAGACCAAGCUUAAGGGAGUGAUUUACUUCCAGGCCAUUGAAGAAGUUUACUACGAUCACCUCCGCAGCGCUUUCAAGAGCCCCAGCCCCAAGAUGACUUUUUGUGUCAAGACCUAUGACCGUCUCUUCUGCAUGGUAGCGCCCAGCCCGGAGGCUAUGCGCAUCUGGAUGGAUGCUAUUGUCACGGCAGCUGAAGAGAACGUUCGCUAUUGAUGGGAAAAUUCACUAUGGAUUUGACUCCUCGCGCUUGACUAUGGACCUAGCAUUUCGGCCUGAGGAGCUUCCUUGUAUAAAUUAUGGCUCUUCCCUGGGGAAGAGCCUGGCGUCAAGAUAGCCAAUGGAAGAGGCUGAAUAAGUUUAUGUUUGGUCGGAAGGAUGUGUUGAUGUGUGAUUCAUCCGAUUUUUGGAUCAACAGUACCAAACGGAGCUGAUCAAUACAUAGAGCUGUUGACAAUGCCUGUUUAUUUAUACCAUUUGCCUGAAUAGUGAUGGUGGUGCUUUUUAAUGGAUCAAUUCAAAGGGGGAUUCUGAAAAUUCCCUCCAUCCGAGAAGACUUGGGACAAUGUCUUGGCUGAUAGAAACUGUUGAUGUGAACUCCAGCCAGUUCUGUAAUGUGCGAAUUCAGUUUCAAAUAAUUAAAGCAACUAAUUCCUCUGGAAUGUGUGUCUCUUGGACAGCAUCUGCCAAAGAAAACAGGCCAUUUGGAGAGAAGGGAAGACUUCAAAUGAAUUUUAACUCAUGAGCUGGCCAGAAUUUUCAUGACACACAGGAGAAAAGAUUCUAAAGUAGUCUAGCAGCAACAGACUCUCGCCAAUUGGAAGAUGUCACGGCUUAAAUUAUCCCCGGCUAGAUGAGACUUGGUCCUGAUUGUGAGCAUUCAGGGCAGAUCUGAUUUCAAAACGUGCCUCUGAUUUAGACCUUAGCCACCACGUGAAGCUUUUCCCAUAGUGCUUUGCCACAGUGCCUUGACAUAAGCUUGUCUAGAUUACGGAAGACGUUCUUAAUAUGUGAGGUAAAACUUCUACAGCACUCACUAAGCAGAACGGUGAGAUACCGGUGCAUGCUGUUUCGAUCUCCUUAUAUUUAUUGUGAACUUUGGGUCUUCUUUUUUCUUAAUACCUGGGAACACUGUUUAAAGGCGAAACCCUGUAUAAAAUUGUAGCCUAUUUAUUGUAUAAACCUUCGACAUGAAAA